AUACAAAGAUUGAAAAAAAAAACCAUGGAAAUUUAAAUGAUAGAGUUGUGUUAGAAGCACAUUUAUAGCAUUUUGUCAACCAAGCCUAUUAGCGUUAUAGGUGCAAGAGACUGUAAACAACUGAACAAGGUCGGGCCGGACUAGGACCUUCACUUUUUGUCCUUGGGCCGGGUCGGACCAUAAAAUUUUGAAUACUGGUCGGGUCUGACCUCAAGUAUUCUUUGCCAGGCUGGUGGGUCGGACAGGAAUUUUCGGCUCGUGCCGGUCUCUGUUCUGGACUACAAAAUAUAUAACAAAAGUAACCACUGACUAGUGGGAAACAGAUAAUAUUUUUAAAAGACAAACCAGUCGAUAACUACUUGUAAAAAUCACCUUUAAAAAUGAGGAUUGUUUGUUGUUCAGAUUUUCUGUUGCUAUUUAACAUUUUCUACCGUUCAGUUCCCCGGCCGCCAUACCAGUAGCAAAAUCGAAAUUACCGCAUGAUAACCGCGGCAGAGGUGCAACUGAUACCGGUAUGAAUCAUAAGGCCGACCGGUAUACCGGUAUCGGUAUGAAUUAUAACGGCGACCGGUAUACCGGCAUGAAUUAUGACGAUGAUCGGUAUAUCGGCAUUAGCAAAACACGAUCAAGACAAGCCGGUGCCGACCGGUACCGAUACGAAAUAACAGGUUUCUACCGAGGUGUACUGGCAAAUUUUGUUGUACAAUCUUGUAGUCAGACAUCAUUUUAUGGGUCAUAUGGAUCAUCAAUUCGUUGUUUAAAUGGAGAUAUAGCGUUUCCAACAUACUCUCACAGUUUUAUCGCAGGAUGUAUUGGUGGUGCAGUGCAAGCUGUUCCUUCUUGCAUAUUUGAAUUACUAAAAAUUCGUCUUCAAACGACAAGUAGAGAUCAAGUAGCCAACAUGUUUGUUUUAUGUCGUCAUCUAAUGGCACGGGAUGGACCAAGGUGUCUUUUUGUCGGGUUUCAUGCUACGCUAUGGCGAGAUAGUCCAACAUAUGGUAUUUACAUGAUAACCUAUGAAUUCUGUAAACGUUCGAUUGAUAAACAUACGAAAAACGAAUUUUUGGCUUCUUUUGUUGCCGGUGGCAUUAGUGGUGUGGUAGCAUGGACUAUUGCAAUGCCUGUAGAUACUGUAAAAAGUAAACAACAAGCAGGACAUACGAAACUUGGUCUGGUACCUUGUUUAUCGGAAAUUUACCAUAAGAGCGGUGCAUACGCCUUAUAUUGUGGUUGGACUGCAACAGCUUCCCGUGCGUUUAUUCUAAACGCGGUAUCUCUUUUGGUAUGGGACCAAAUGAGAAAAUAUUUGAGCACAAAAUGA
Molecule: messenger RNA, 1321 nt
Organism: Didymodactylos carnosus
Lineage: Eukaryota; Metazoa; Rotifera; Eurotatoria; Philodinida; Philodinidae
Source: the annotation of a GenBank genome assembly